CUCACUUCCGGCUCGGCCAUUGUUUUCUGCCGUCCGCGGUGGUGAUCGUCGCCCAGACAUCGCCGCCGCGGUGCCCCAGUGAGAGGACCGGUGGCGGGGGGAGAGGCGCUGUCGGGGCCGAGGUCGUAAGGCUGGAGCCACAGCCGCGCACGGCCGAUCCCACGCUUCGCCCCUCCGGCCAGCGGGCGCGGUCCCUGUGAUGCUCCGAAGCCGCCCGGUGCAGAGACUUCUCUUUGUCCCAUUCCCCUGACCAGCCGUGCCUGGCACGGAGCCGGACACCUGCGGGUACAGCGAUGCACAGGGCGGACGUGGCCAGGUGACACUCCCAUCUGCCCACACCCCCAACUCUGAAAAACAGCUCCUGAGACCUGAAUUACAGACUAUCAUUGGACAAACUGCUUUUAAUCAAACAAACUGCUUCAGGAACAAGCUCUUUGGGGUCACAAUGGCCACCCAAGGCAGGGGAACUUUAGGCCUCAUCCCCAGGGCUGCUGUUCUCCAGAAGCAGGAGGAGUGCCUGACUGUGAAGCAGGAGCCAGGGAGCCAGACCUGGGGGCAGGGCUGCAGUCUCCAAAAGAACCACCCUCCUGUCUGUGAAAUUUUCCGGCUGCACUUCAGGCAGUUAUGUUACCAUGAGAUGUCUGGGCCACAAGAGGCACUGAGCAGGCUCCGGGAGCUCUGUCACUGGUGGCUGAUGCCUGAGGUGCACACCAAGGAGCAGAUCCUGGAGCUGCUGGUGCUGGAGCAGUUCCUGAGCAUCCUGCCUGCGGAGCUCCGGACCUGGGUGCAGCUGCAUCACCCUGAGAGUGGCGAGGAGGCCGUGGCUGUGGUAGAGGAUUUCCAGAGACACCUCGGUGGACCAGGAGAGGUUUCAGCUCCAGCACAGGAACAGGAAAUGCAUUUGGAGGAGAUGACAACCCUCGGUGCAACAAAGGAAUCUCCUCCUACCUCACCCCUCAGUGAGGGUUCAGCCCCUGGAGUCCACCUUGAGCCUCCUCAUGUCCCAGGGGCACACCACCUCCCCAAUGGGCACUCUGCUCAUGGUGCUUCCCGGGUGUCUGCCCUUCCCCAAGCAAGGCACUUAGGAGACCAAGCAGUGGCACCUGUGCUUCGGAUGGUCAGGCCCCAGGGGUCUGCAGCAUAUGGGUUCCCGUCUGUGGACUGUACUGAGAAGAAGGGCAGAGGUCUAGCACGGAGUCGGAGAGGCCUGAACCGGAACAUCAGGCCGGAAACGUACCGCAACAUGGCCUCGUUGGCAGGGGAGUCUGGGGUGGAGAGUUCAGAGUUGCCUCCAAAGCAGGAAAUUUCUAAAGGAUCAGAGUCAUCUUCUGGUGGGACAUCAGGAGGCCUCUAUGGGGUGGUUCCUGGGGGACCAGAGGCUGCAGAUGUCUGUAAAGAUGCUUUAGAGAAGCUAGAAGUGCAACACUCAGAUGAGGAAGGGAGCCGACUGGAAAGCGGUUUCUUGGAAAGAACAUGUGAGGAUAAAAACAAAUCCACCAAAGAUGGAUGUGAUGAAUAUAAGGAACUUGGGGAAUGUCCAGAUCUGCCCUCCAGUUCUGCAGAACGUCAAGGAGUUCUGAAGGCACAGAAAUUCUAUCAAUGUGAUGAAUGUGGCAGAACUUUUAAUCGGAGUUCGCACCUGAUUGGCCAUCAGAGAAUCCACACUGGAGAGAAACCCUAUGAGUGUAGUGAGUGUGGUAAGACCUUCAGGCAGACCUCUCAGCUCAUAGUUCAUCUCAGAAUCCACACAGGGGAAAAGCCCUUUGAAUGCAGCAAGUGUGGGAAGACCUAUCGGCACAGCUCCCACCUCAUUCAACACCAGCGACUCCACAAUGGGGAGAAACCGUAUAAAUGUAACAGAUGUGGAAAAGCCUUUACUCAGAGUUCCCAACUCAUUGAUCACCAGAGAACCCAUACAGGGGAGAAACCGUAUGAGUGCAAUGAGUGUGGGGAGACCUUCAUUAGGAAUAAAAGUCUCGUCCGACAUCAGGUACUUCACACUGGUAAGAAACCCUACAAGUGUAGCGAGUGUGAGAAAGCUUUUUGUUCUAAUAGAAAUCUUAUGGACCAUCAGAGAAUCCAUACUGGGGAGAAGCCUUAUGAGUGUAUUGAAUGUGGCAGGGCCUUCAGUCGGAGUAAAUGUCUUAUUCGACAUCAAAGCCUCCAUACUGGGGAGAAACCUUACAAAUGUAAGGAGUGUGGGAAAGCCUUUAGUCAGAACUCUCAGCUUGUUGAUCAUGAGCGAAUUCAUACUGGAGAAAAACCUUUUGAAUGUAGUGAGUGUGGUAAGGCAUUCAGCCUGAGUAAAUGUCUCAUUCGACAUCAGAGACUUCACACAGGUGAAAAGCCCUAUAAAUGUAAUGAGUGUGGGAAAUCCUUCAAUCAAAACUCACACCUCAUUAUACACCAGAGAAUUCACACUGGCGAGAAACCUUACGAAUGUAAUGAGUGUGGGAAGGUCUUCAGUUACAGCUCCAGUCUCAUGGUACAUCAGAGAACUCACACUGGGGAGAAGCCCUAUAAAUGUAAUGACUGUGGGAAAGCCUUUAGUGACAGCUCACAGCUCAUCGUACACCAAAGAGUUCAUACUGGUGAGAAACCCUAUGAAUGUAUUGAGUGUGGGAAAGCCUUCAGUCAGCGUUCCACUUUUAAUCACCACCAGCGAACUCACACUGGAGAGAAACAGUACAUGUGUACUGAGUGUGGGAAAGCCUUUAGUCAGAGUGCAACCUUACGGUACAUGAGCGAAUCCACACAGGAGAGAAAACCUUAUAAGUGUAAGGAGUGUGGGAAAGCCUUCAGUCAUAGCUCCAACCUUGUUGUCCAUCGGCGAAUCCACACUGGACUGAAGCCCUACACAUGCAGUGAAUGUGGGAAAUCUUUCACUUUUAGGCGGAGUUCAAGGUCUUAUUCACAUCACCGAGUUCACAACUGGGGAGAAGCCCUACACUGUAUCGAGUGUGGGAAAGCCUUUAGCCGUAGUUCAAACCUUACUCAACCAUCAAGAGAAUGCAACAAAGUAAAAAAAAGUUUCAAAUGUAAGGAGUGUGGGAAAACAUGUGUUUCUAACAAGAUAAUGGACCAUCAGAGAAUUCACCCAGAGAAGCCUUAUGAAUGUGAUGAGUGUGGGAAGGCUUUCAUCUUAGGAAGACCCUUAAAACAUCAGAGACUUCAUCGUAGAGAGAAGCCUUACAAAUGUAACGAGUGUGGGAAAGCUUUUACUUCUAAUCGAAACCUUAUUGAUCAUCAGAGAGUUCACACUGGAGAGAAACCCUAUGAAUGUAACGAGUGUGGGAAAACCUUCAGGCAGACCUCUCAAGUUAUUCUCCAUUUGAGAACCCACACUAAGGAGAAACCCUAUAAGUGCAGUGAGUGUGGGAAAGCUUAUCGUUAUAGUCACAGCUUAUUCAACACCAGAGAAAACACAAAUGAGAGAAAGAAACCUCGUAAAUAACAUCUAUUAAUUGGUGGUG
Molecule: messenger RNA, 3473 nt
Organism: Rhinolophus ferrumequinum (greater horseshoe bat)
Lineage: Eukaryota; Metazoa; Chordata; Mammalia; Chiroptera; Rhinolophidae
Product: zinc finger protein with KRAB and SCAN domains 7
Biological process (GO): regulation of transcription by RNA polymerase II
Molecular function (GO): DNA-binding transcription factor activity, RNA polymerase II-specific; RNA polymerase II cis-regulatory region sequence-specific DNA binding
Source: RefSeq, a predicted model, not a curated record